UCCUUCUCAGUUCUUACAUUGACUCUGACAUUUUUCUACUACUUAACUGCCCAUUUACUCGGUGGAAAACAAACCUAUUUCCACAAUCACAAUCUCCCAACCAAAACCCUGCUUUCUUCUGGUUUAGAUCAGAUGAAGCCUUCCUCAUGCCGCUACUGAAUCAAGAUGAGAGGAGCCUCCCCUAGCCCUUUAGAGACUCGCCUCCGACUGUCUGCUUCUGGUGAGGAAGGAAGCAAGAGAAGGCUCCAAAGAAGUAAAGACUCUAAAGAUGUUGAGAAGGCCUCUCAUGUUCCCAUCCAAGAAAGAAAUUCAAAUUGCAAAUUUCCUACGUUGAAACUUGUACUUGUUAUUAUUAUCUGUGGAACUUUCGUGACAUUGCUCCACUCUCCAGCGGUCCAUAAUACAGAUGGUCCAUCUGAUUCUUUAUCUCGGAAAAGUUUUGUAGACAGAUGGAUAAGGGAGAGUCCUGCUGAUGAUCCACGCUAUACUUCAUCAUUGCAAAUUAACUGGGACCAAAUCUCCAAAGUCAUUGAGAAAUUGGAUGACAGGAAUGAAUAUCAGGGAGUAGGCUUGUUAAACUUCAAUGACAAAGAAAAUGAUGAUUGGAAGCAACUGUUACCAGAUGCCGAGCAUAUUGUUCUGCAUCUGGACCAUGUCUUGAACAACAUUACUUGGGAAUCUCUAUACCCUGAAUGGAUAGAUGAGGAGGAAGAAUUUGAGGUUCCCAGUUGUCCUUCUCUGCCUAGACUUCCGGUCCCUGGAAAGCCACGGAUAGAUCUCAUUGCUGUCAAGCUUCCCUGCAACAAGUCUGGAGACUGGGCAAGAGAUGUGGCUCGUCUGCACUUGCAGCUUGCAGCGGCAAGGCUUGCUGCCACUGCUAAAAGUUAUCAUCCAGUCCGUGUACUUUUGGUGACUGAGUGCUUCCCAAUCCCAAACCUCUUCACUUGCAAGGAACUUGUUGCACGUGAAGGAAAUAUUUGGCUGUACGAACCCAACCUGAAUACGAUGAGGGGAAAGCUUCAGCUUCCAGUUGGAUCCUGUGAACUUUCAGUUCCUCUCCAGGCUAAAGUAGAUCGGUUUUACUCAGCAUCUGCACACCGAGAAGCAUAUGCAACAAUCCUACAUUCUGCACAUGUAUAUGUCUGUGGGGCCAUUACUGCAGCUCAGAGCAUCCGCAUGGCAGGUUCAACACGGGAUCUUGUAAUUCUUGUUGAUAAAACAAUCAGUGAGUAUCAUAGAGGAGGCUUAGAAGCGGCAGGUUGGAAAAUUCAUACUAUUGAAAGAAUUAGGAAUCCAAAAGCUGAACGUGAUGCCUACAAUGAAUGGAACUACAGCAAAUUCCGUCUCUGGCAGUUGACAGACUAUGAUAAGAUCAUUUUCAUUGAUGCUGACCUGCUUAUACUUAGGAAUAUCGACUUCCUAUUUGAGAUGCCAGAAAUAUCUGCGAUAGGAAACAACGCCACCCUGUUCAACUCAGGCGUGAUGGUGAUUGAGCCAUCAAAUUGCACAUUCCAGUUGUUGAUGGAUCACAUCAAUGAGAUAGAGUCUUACAAUGGUGGGGACCAGGGGUAUCUGAACGAGAUCUUCACAUGGUGGCACCGGAUUCCAAAACACAUGAACUUUUUGAAGCACUUCUGGGAAGGUGACGAGGAGGAGAAGAAAGAGAUGAAAACCCGUCUCUUUGGAGCUGAUCCUCCAGUUCUUUAUGUCCUCCACUACCUGGGUUUGAAGCCAUGGCUGUGCUUUCGGGACUACGACUGCAACUGGAAUGUGGACAUAUUGCAGGAGUUUGCAAGUAAUGUUGCGCAUAAAAGGUGGUGGAAGAUUCACGACGCCAUGCCAGAAAACCUGCAAAAGUUCUGCUUGCUUAGGUCCAAGCAGAAGGCGGCAUUGGAAUGGGAUCGAAGACAAGCAGAGAAGGGCAAUUACACAGAUGGGCAUUGGAAAAUUAAGAUAAAAGAUCCACGCUUACAGACAUGCUUCGAAGAUUUCUGCUUCUGGGAGAGCAUGUUAUGGCACUGGGGUGAAACAAAUUGGACGGAUAAUGCAACUGCUACUCUGCCACCGCCUACAACGACCACGGCAUCUCUCCCUUCUUUAUAAUUCAUAGUUUUUUUUUUUCUCAAUACUUGCAAUUUUCUGAGUCUUACAGAUGACAGGAGUUGAAUACAGUUUGAGUUUGAGCUAAUGCUAUUGAAAAAAAAAAAUGUAUCUUCUUGAACUCUUUGAUGCACCCAGCUUGAUAACCUCCACAUAAUUUAUUUUCAUGGUUCUGCAA
Molecule: messenger RNA, 2278 nt
Organism: Vitis riparia (riverbank grape)
Lineage: Eukaryota; Viridiplantae; Streptophyta; Magnoliopsida; Vitales; Vitaceae
Product: putative UDP-glucuronate:xylan alpha-glucuronosyltransferase 3
Exons: 5
Coding region: 166-2103 (645 amino acids)
Biological process (GO): xylan biosynthetic process
Molecular function (GO): glycosyltransferase activity
Source: RefSeq, a predicted model, not a curated record